Molecule: messenger RNA, 1716 nt
Organism: Medioppia subpectinata
Lineage: Eukaryota; Metazoa; Arthropoda; Arachnida; Sarcoptiformes; Oppiidae
Source: the annotation of a GenBank genome assembly
AUGGGCCCCACAAUCGCCUACUCAUUGCUGACAGUCUAUCGCUGUAUGAAUGGGUGGUUUGCUUUGAAAGUGGGAACCAAUGGUAUCGGACGUACUCUAUGCCCGACACUGACCACAAGUAGUCAACCAAUUGAGACAAUGUUCUGGCAGUUUGACACCGGAUUUGUCUCACAAAUCGAUGCCCUCCUCGACAAAGAGUCCGUCUCCCUUCAGGAGCUGAUGGAAGAGGAGGACAUUCUUCAGGAGUGCAAAUCCCAGAAUCCAAAACUGAUUCAAUUCAUAACUCGUCGAUCAGUGGUGGAAGAGAUGGUAACGUUGAUCACAAGUGAGCCGCCGAUUGACUUGAAUGAGAGGAUCCGUUAUAAAUACGCGAACAUCGCGUGUGAGAUAAUGACCAGUGAUGUGAAUGUAAUCGUUGAUGCCUUAGUGAUGGACGACUCGAUGCUCACCAAACUGUACGCUUUCAUAGACACGGACCGACCCCUCAACCCAUUAUUGGCCACUCUGGAGUCGUGGCUCUACGAAAACGAUUUAAUUAAGAAAUUAUUGUUUAUAUUCAAAACCAAUUGUUUGCCUCAAAGGCAUAUAAACGCCGCGCAACUCAUUUGUGACAUAAUUAAGACAACCCGUGAACACCAAUCCCUUCUUCAAGAUAAAGUCGAUUCCGAUUUAUUGCUCGAUUCACUCGAAUCGACUGAAAUUGUAAGCGAAUUAUUAGAGAAUAUGUUUACAUCUCGAGCAGAGAGCAGUCUUGUGAGUGGGCUUUCGGGAGUUUGUUUACAGGGCGUUUUGAGACUUAAACUUCCUUACGGAGUUAGCUAUGGACAGCAAAUGGGGAACAGAACUGACAUUAAUGGUUGCGAACAGAUCACAGCUCUCGAUACGGAACGGUUGACCAAAUGUAUACGACAAGUGGAGGCAGCGAUUCUGCCACGACUUGACGACUUUUCAUCACUUCUGGACAAUCCUCCGCCACAACAACCAAUCAGAACAACUGUCGGACUCAUUGAGAAGCCAUUGGGAGUGACACGACUAGAAGUGGCUCAUCUCAUCACCGCUCUCCUCAACACUAAUAACCAAGAAAUAAGUGACAAAUUGCUGCAAAUGAAUACAUUGCCUCUUCUUCUUAAUUUAUUCUUUGACUAUCCGUGGAAUAACUUUCUCCACAAACAAGUCGAGCAAAUGAUUGCUUGUAUUUUGAAUAACAAUUCCAAUUCUGAUCCCAAUUGCAAUGAAUUGCCUUCAGAUUGUGAUGAAUCGAUAUCAUCGGCUACUAAUAUCCCGGCUUUAGUCAAACAACUGUUAACUCAGUGCCAACUCAUUGAAAGAAUGUGUGAUGCUUUUGAAGACAGCAAUACAUCCAACAGCGAGAGCCAGACGACAGAAUUAAAGCCUAUUUACACACCAAAACCUGGAUAUUUGGGAGAGCAGAACGAAAUGCCAAAUUCUGUGGCUAUGGAUGAAGAGUCUCUCCGACAACAGGAAAGCACUCUUCAACAGGCAUUCAUUGAAUACCAAAUGCAACAAAUGACACGAAAUCUUUGCACACAAAUUGCAUUCGCGGCCAACGAAUUCACUGAAGUUAACGAAAGCAUUCCCUCUCAAAUAGAUUCGCUCUCAAGAAUUAACUUCAACUUUGAGAACCAAUUGCAACAAAAGGACAAUAGUUUAGAGUUUGAGAAACUAUGUACUGAAAGAGCGAAGACAAGUCUGGAU